Molecule: messenger RNA, 1461 nt
Organism: Hypoxylon fragiforme
Lineage: Eukaryota; Fungi; Ascomycota; Sordariomycetes; Xylariales; Hypoxylaceae
Exons: 1
Coding region: 282-1319 (345 amino acids)
Source: RefSeq, a predicted model, not a curated record
AAGAGAAAAGAAAGAUCAUGAUAUUAUAUAGUACGUACGUCUACAGGAUGUCAAAAUACUCACACCUUCGUCGAUUGCUUCUACCAAGUUCAACUACAUGCGACCACAAGUAAGUGGGCUGGACAUAACUUGAUAUGAGAGCUACAUGAAUUAUUUGGUCCGUGCAUUUAUAGCCUAGAUCCAAUGAGUGGUUGCCUAUAUGUACCUACCAAGUAUCGUCAAGCUUACAUAUUGUGAAGAUACAUCCAUAAAUAUGCGCCCUGCCGAACCAUAGGCGCAAAAUGGCCAAUGAUGAAGCGUCACCAACAACAGCCAUGAUUACAGGCACAACAUCGUCGCCGUCGCAUUCCAAACACAGACUCUUAAUCCCAGACCCGGACCCAGAAGCCCAAACUGAUCCGGACUCGGAAAAGAAGUCACCCCUCAUCAUCUGCUUCCACGGAUCCGGCGAGUCGUGCUCGCCCUCCUGGGACGCACUGGCGCACUCUCUCUCAUCACCACCCCAUCGCCUCCGCGUCCUCCUCUAUGACCGCGGCGAGGAAAAUCCAAAGCCGCCGCAAGCUACGGCGGGGCUGUGCGCUUAUCUGAGGAGGGAAGGGUUGGCGGGGCCGUAUGUGCUGGUCGCGCACUCGUAUGGCGGUGCGUUUGCAAGGAUGUUUCUGGAGAGGGCUACGGAAGGGCAGGUGGGGGGUAUGGUGAUGGUGGAGACGGGGCAGGAGGGCGGGGUGGGGGGGGAAGGGGAGGAGAGGCAGUACAGGGAUAGGGUGUUGGGGAUGAGGUUGCUGAGUGUGGUGAAGGGGGAUUCGUUUAUUGCGGCGAGGAAGGGGUUGGAGGCUGUCGAGGCUGUCGAGGUUGUGGAGGGGGGAGAGGGGAACAGAAAUGACGGGGGAAAAGAGGUGGCGAAGGCGGAUCUGAGGAUGCGGAGGGAGAUGCUAAGGACUUGGGACGGAGAGGACGAGAGGUUGAAGAAGAGACAGCUGAUGCUUUCGAGGAAAGAGGCGAGGAAGAGGUUCGUUAGGGUGGCGGAGUGCGGACACCAUGUUGUGAGGGAUCGCCCAGAUGUGGUGGUGCGGGAGGUUUUGUGGGUGUUGGGGUGUGAGGAGGGAGGGGAGGGGGAAGGGGAUGAGGAUGAGACGGUGAGGCGGGAGUAUGGGGAGGGAGCGGAAGUGGCAAUGGGAGUGGGAGACGGAACGGGGACAGGAAAGGGGGCGGGAAAUGGAGAGGGACAGGGUAAGACGAAGAAGAGGAAAAAGAGGAGGAGAGAAUGUGGUGAGACUGUUGGGGUGUUGCUUGAUAAAUUGGGUAGAAGAAAUGGAUGACUGUGAGCAAGUUAUUGUUGCUGUUGUAGUCUUGAUACCCAGAAAUGUACUUAGGCAAGUCAUCACUUAUUGGUGCUGUCUCUUAUGAGAAUAUCUACCCCGGUGAAGUGUAGUAUUACAAUAUCGCGAAACUUGUGUCAAA